Molecule: messenger RNA, 1839 nt
Organism: Auxenochlorella protothecoides
Lineage: Eukaryota; Viridiplantae; Chlorophyta; Trebouxiophyceae; Chlorellales; Chlorellaceae
Exons: 6
Coding region: 1-1839 (612 amino acids)
Molecular function (GO): protein binding
Source: RefSeq, a predicted model, not a curated record
AUGGUAUCGAAGCCUAGCAGCCCGGUCGUUCGUGAGACGGAGGUCUCCGACAGCAGCGACGACGAGCUUGAGUCCUGCACGACCCCUGGCCCCUCGAUGCUGCGGCCCAGCACCCAGGCCGAGGAGGAAGAGGUCGAGGGGACUCUGCACUGGGAUGCGGGCAGCCACAGGCACGCACCCGACCCUCCCUGUGCGCACUGGGGUCACCGGCCCUCAGACGCGCACAGGGCCGCGGGCAACGCCGCGCUCGCGGCGGGGGACUGUGCUGCAGCGCUGCGCCACUAUGCGCUGGGCUUGGCCGAGCCCUCCGCUUCUCCGCGGGACACGGCCGUCCUGCACUGCAACAUGGCGGCCGCCCACCUGCGGCUGGGAGCCGCCGCCAAGGCGGCCGCCGCAUGCGAGCGCGCGCAUCAACUGCGCCCCGACUGGCACAAACCUCUGUUCCGGCUGGCCCGGGCACGGCAGGCGCUGGGGCAGUGGGCGGCUGCCGCAGCGGCGGCGCGACGCGGCACCCAGCUGGCGGGGCCGGCCGAUGUGCCCAGCUUCCAGGCCCUGCAGGAUGAAGUUGCGGUCUCAGCCUUUGUGGCCGGCAGCCUCGCUGGCUUUGGUGGAGCCCGGCUGGAGGUGCGUAGCGCCGGGGACGAAGCCUGGCUCGGGGGCCCAGCACCCCACGAUCCGCAUUUGGAUGGGCCGGAGGCCACCGAGCCUGGUGAGGUGGUCAAGUACCUGCCCGCAGGAACAGGGGCUUGUCUCCAACCGCCGGCCGCUGGCAUCGAGUCGGCGAGCCUCGAGGCCAAAGCCAGGUCUGGCGGCGCGCUGGUCCCCGCGGAGGCAAGUGGGCUGGCCUUGAAGAUCACCGGCGCGAGUCAAGACCUGGCAGAGUGGAGGGCGCCAUCAGGGCCACGCCGCACCUCCUUCCGGAGCCUCAAAGAGGCCGUGGCAGCCGCCGAAGACGGCGACAUCAUCGUCCUGCUGGCCGGGGUCCACAAUGGCAUGGGGGAGGCUGUGACUGUCUCCAAGCGGCUGCUCAUCCAGGGUCAAGGGCGGCUGGGCGACGCCGUCAUCGACCAGCGGGCCAACAGCCCCACCUUCCGCCUCGGCCGGGGGGGAGUGGUACUGCACAACCUGACCCUGGAUCAGACCGGGUUCAAGGAGACACUCUGCGUCUCUGGGCCGGCGGGGGGUGGGGGCCCCCUGAUCCUGGGCUGCAUGGUCAAGUGCUCAGGGGACGAUGCGGUGAAUGUCUGCCGGGGCGCCGCCCCCCUGUUUGUGGACUGCGAGCUGACGGCCAGGAAAUCCGGGGUGAGGGCGUUCGACAGCGCCGCGCCGCGCCUGCUCCGGUGCACCAUCGAGAAAUGCGGGGAGGCGGGGGUCAAGCUCCUGGAGAGCGCCAAGUGCGACCUCACAGACUGCAUCGUCCAGAAGUGCGAGGAGGAGGGCCUCGUGGCCAUGGACAGCGCUCUCCUCACGUGCUCGCAGACCGUGGUGACAGGCUGCAAGGGCCCAGGCGUCGACCUGAGCGACCGCGCCUCUGCAACCCUGGUCGGCGGGGCGGUGCAAGAGAACGUGGGGGGCGUGUGGCUCUGGGACCAGGCGCGAGCCCAGCUGAGCGGCGUGAGGCUGGAGGGGGGCCCUUCGCAUGCCGUCAUGGUGUUCGAGGAGGGCGCCGAGCUUGUCGCAGAGGAUUGCGCCAUCUGUGGCACCUUGCAUGGUCCAGAGGGGGUCCUGCAGGCCAUCCCCGCGACCAACACGGUGGCGCCGCCCGGGCGCCACACCGGCUGGCCCCUGGAGGAUGGACCGUUCCAGUUUGUGCCCAACCGAUUCACGCGGAAGCAGUAG